This is a messenger RNA of Perognathus longimembris pacificus (Pacific pocket mouse), 1684 nucleotides long. RefSeq names its product lupus La protein-like. The record is from RefSeq and is a predicted model, not a curated record. Gene Ontology annotation, cellular component: nucleus; ribonucleoprotein complex. Lineage: Eukaryota; Metazoa; Chordata; Mammalia; Rodentia; Heteromyidae. Gene Ontology annotation, molecular function: RNA binding. Gene Ontology annotation, biological process: RNA processing.
AUGAAUAUGGAAUGUAGAGAAGGAUCCGAUGUAGAAAAGAAAAAUACAGCCCCCGACUCUGAGCGCGCUUGGCCCCCCGACCGCGCAGGGAGGUGGAGGCCUUCCCGGCGUCCUGAACCUGGGCACCGCGCCCGCGGCACCGGGGCCUUGACGUUAGCCACGGUGGCUGAAAAGGGUGAUAAUGAAAAAAUAGCUGCUCUGGAGACCAAAAUCUGUCAUCAAAUUGUGGAAGCAUUAAGCAAAUCGGAGGCAAAACUUAUGGAAAUCAGUGAAGAUAAAACUAAAAUCAGAAGAUCUCCAAGCAAACCCCUCCCUGAAGUGACUGAUGAGUAUGAAAAUGAUGUGAAAAACAGAUCUGUUUACAUUAAAGGCUUCCCAAUGGAUGCAACCCUUGAUGACAUAAAAGAAUGGCUAGAAGGUAAAGGUCAAAUAUUAAAUAUUCAGAUGAGAAGAACAUUGCACAAAGCAUUUAAGGGAUCAAUAUUUGCUGUAUUUGAUAGCAUUGAAUCUGCUAAGAAGUUUGUACAGACCCCUGGCCAGAAGUACAAAGACACAGAACUGCUAAUACUUUUUAAGGAUGAUUACUUUGCAAAGAAAAAUGAAGAAAGAAAGCAAAAUAAAGUGGAGGCUAAAUUAAGAGCUAAACAAGAACAAGAAGAAAGACAAAAGUUAGCUGAAAAUGCUGAAAUGAAAUCAAUGCAAGAGAAGAUUGGAUGCUUGCUGAAAUUUUCAGGGGACUUAGAUGAUCAGACCUGUAGAGAAGAUUUACACAUCCUUUUCUCAAAUCAUGGUGAAAUAAAAUGGAUAGACUUUGUUAGAGGAGCAAAAGAGGGAAUAAUCCUAUUUAAAGAAAAAGCCAAGGAAGCACUGGAUAGAGCCAAAGAUGCAAAUAAUGGUGACCUACAAUUAAGGAACAAAAAUGUGACUUGGAAAGUACUAGAAGGAGAAGUAGAAAAAGUAGCACUGAAAAAAAUCAUCAAUGACCCACAAGAAUCCCUAAACAAAUGGAAGUCAAAAGGGCGCAAAUUUAAAGGAAAAGGAAAGGGAAAUAAACCUGCCCAGCCUGGAUCUGCAAAAGGAAAAGCACAUUUUCAGGGCAAGAAAACAAAAUUUGACAGUGAUGAUGAAAAGGGUGCAGCUGGACCAAUGAAAAGACCAAGAAAAGGAACAGACAAAGAAGGACCUGCAUCAAAACAACAGAAAACAGAAAGCGUUGCUGGAGACCAGGAGUUUAGUAAACAAAAUUUUUAUUCAUCUUAGGUUUUAAGCUGCUUUUUGUUUUUGGAGGCUUUUAAAAAGAAAAGCAAAUUAGGUCCACUUCAAUAUCCACCUGUAAAGAAAAAAGUUUUACUUGUCUUUUUUUGCUGUUAACUGAGAUUUUUUUUAAAUGUAUAGUUCUGUUUGUGUCCAGAUUGAAAUACCAAAAGGAAUAUUCUUCCUCUAAAUUGCCUUUGUAAUAUGAGAACAUGAUAGUACAAACUUAUAAAUAUAUACUAUAUGAAAACAACAAAAGCAGUUUAUUUUUUCCUUUUUGUGCCCCAAAACAUUUGAGAAGGAAUUUCAACUAGAGUAUUGGGUAGUGAGUAUAGGCCUUUCCCACAUAGAAUUUAUCUAAUCUCUUAGGCUGGCUUUCCAUUUACUCAAUUAGCUUGAUAAUAGUGGAAAUACUUAUUGCAAAGCUUUC